CGUCCACGGCUUUCAUUCGAAAAGCAGCCAGCAACAGCAAAAGCAACGCCGGACGCACUCUAGAAUCGCUAUCAUCUGGAUUUAAGUUUAUCAAGUUUAAAAGUUCUUGCACCAACAUGACCAUCAAGGCAAUCAAGGCCCGUCAAAUCUACGACUCCCGUGGCAACCCCACCGUCGAGGUCGAUCUGACCACCGAGAAUGGUCUGUUCCGGGCCGCCGUUCCGUCUGGCGCCUCCACCGGUGUCCAUGAGGCACUGGAGCUGCGCGACAACGACAAGGCCAACUACCAUGGCAAAUCCGUGCUGAAGGCUGUGGCUCACGUCAACGAUACCCUCGGACCCGAGGUGAUCAAGGCCAAUCUGGAUGUGGUUGAUCAGGCUGCUGUCGACAACUUCAUGAUCAAGCUGGACGGCACCGAGAACAAGAGCAAGUUCGGCGCCAAUGCCAUUCUGGGCAUUUCCCUGGCCGUCGCCAAGGCCGGUGCCGCCAAGAAGAACGUGCCCCUGUACAAACACAUCGCCGAUCUGGCCGGCAACAAGGAGAUCAUCCUGCCCGUGCCCGCUUUCAACGUGAUCAACGGUGGCAGCCAUGCCGGCAACAAGCUUGCCAUGCAGGAGUUCAUGAUCCUGCCCACCGGCGCCACCACCUUCACCGAGGCCAUGAAGAUGGGCUCCGAGGUGUACCAUCACCUGAAGAACGUGAUCAAGGCCAAGUUCGGUCUGGAUGCCACCGCUGUCGGUGAUGAGGGUGGCUUUGCCCCCAACAUUCAGUCCAACAAGGAGGCUCUCGUCCUGAUCACCGAUGCCAUCGCCAAGGCUGGCUACACUGGCAAGAUUGAAAUCGGCAUGGAUGUUGCCGCCUCUGAGUUCUUCAAGGAUGGUCUGUACGAUCUGGACUUCAAGAACCCCGCGAGCGACAAGGCCCAGUGGCUGUCACCCGACAAGCUGGCCAAUCUGUACCAGGAGUUCAUCAAGGAGUUCCCCAUUACAUCCAUUGAGGACCCCUUCGAUCAGGAUCACUGGGAUGCCUGGACCAACCUGACCUGCAACACCAAGAUCCAGAUUGUCGGCGACGAUCUGACCGUGACCAACCCCAAGCGCAUUGCCACCGCUGUCGAGAAGGGUGCCUGCAACUGCCUGCUGCUGAAGGUAAACCAGAUCGGUACCGUCACCGAGUCCAUUGCCGCUCAUCUGCUGGCCAAGAAGAACGGCUGGGGCACCAUGGUCUCUCACCGUUCCGGCGAGACCGAGGAUUCGUUCAUCGGUGAUUUGGUUGUGGGUCUGUCGACCGGCCAGAUCAAGACCGGUGCUCCAUGCCGCUCGGAGCGUCUGGCCAAGUACAACCAGAUCUUGCGCAUUGAGGAGGAGAUCGGCUCCGGUGUCAAGUUCGCCGGCAAGAGCUUCAGGAAGCCCCAGUAAGCGUUGCUACUUCAAAAUUCCAACCACACCGAAUGCACCCGCUAAUCCAGAACGAGACCGCAUGGACUGGAUGAAGAUCAGCAGCAGCUGCAGGAGAAGACCCAUCCUGGGGUGGUGCUGAUAUUUGGUGUACGUGUUCGUCAACCCUUUUUGGAUUUUGUGUCUGGCGCACAAAAGGCAACAGAAACCGUUUGCUGUCUCUAUGCUUCGUUAUUAGACAUUAUUAUUAAUGUUAAAACAUGAUCUAAAUCAUUAUUUAUAUAAAACCAACAAACAAACAUCCCUAUGUAUCAGAUAUUCUGACAGCCGCCCCGCAACAUCUUGGCCAGCGUGGAUAUCCGUAUUUGUAGUCGUUGUAAUUCAUUUGAAAUUAUAUACACAUACACACGUACUCAAUCCCCACUCCUACCAUUACAGAGAACCCACAAAAUUAUUGUUGAGACAUAGAAUUAAGCAUAAAAUCGUUCAACUCAAAUAAAGCGAAUGCCCAGGUGUUCCAAUAGUCGAUCCCACAGAGAAAAAACAAUACACAAAACUGGAAGAAAAAUCACUACAAAAGUUUCAAUCAAUAAUAUAUACUCAAAAUCGUUAGUUCAUGUGAAAUAAAAAAA
Molecule: messenger RNA, 2029 nt
Organism: Drosophila miranda
Lineage: Eukaryota; Metazoa; Arthropoda; Insecta; Diptera; Drosophilidae
Gene: Eno
Product: enolase
Exons: 3
Coding region: 117-1418 (433 amino acids)
Biological process (GO): glycolytic process
Cellular component (GO): phosphopyruvate hydratase complex
Molecular function (GO): phosphopyruvate hydratase activity; magnesium ion binding
Source: RefSeq, a predicted model, not a curated record